CCGCGGGAUUCUGAACCAUGAGUGCAGGCGAAACCUUCAGGACCAGCGAGGCUUUCUAGGCUCAGCCCGACCCUGGACCUCUCCAGUGAAAUGUCCUGCACCAUGAACAUCAACAAGCUGGAAGAAAAUAGUCCUGAAGGAGAUACAGGGAAAUUCGAGUGGAAACCCAAGGUCAAAGAUGAAUUCAAAGACAUUUCCAUAUACUUCUCCAAAGAAGAAUGGGCGGAGAUGGGAGAGUGGGAGAAAAUUCGCUAUAGAAAUGUGAAAAGGAACUAUAAAAUGCUGAUUUCAAUAGGUCUCAGAGCCCCUAGACCAGCUUUCAUGUGUUACCAAAGGCAAACAAUGAAGCCUCAGAUAAAUGACAGUGAGGAUUCUGAUGAAGAGUGGACACCUAAGCAGCAAGUCAGUCCUCCUUGGGUGCCUUUCCGGGUGAAGCACAGUAAACAGCAGAAGGAAUCAUCUAGAAUGCCAUUUAGUGGUGAAUCUAAUGUGAAGGAAGGGUCUGGAAUAGAAAAUUUGCUGAAUACAAGUGGCUCAGAACACGCCCAGAAACCAGUGUCCUCCCUUGAAGAAGGAAAUACCUCCGGACAGCACUCUGGGAAAAAACUGAAAUUUAGGAAAAAGAACGUUGAAGUGAAAAUGUACAGGCUUCGAGAGAGAAAGGGCCUUGCAUAUGAGGAGGUCAGCGAGCCUCAGGAUGAUGACUAUCUCUAUUGUGAGAAGUGCCAGAAUUUCUUCAUCGACAGUUGUCCCAACCAUGGGCCUCCUUUAUUUGUAAAAGACAGUAUGGUGGACAGGGGGCAUCCCAACCACUCAGUCCUCAGUCUGCCCCCUGGGCUAAGAAUUAGUCCAUCGGGCAUCCCUGAAGCUGGACUUGGAGUCUGGAAUGAAGCAUCUGAUCUACCAGUCGGUCUGCACUUUGGCCCCUAUGAGGGUCAGAUCACAGAGGAUGAAGAGGCAGCCAACAGUGGUUACUCCUGGCUGAUUACCAAGGGAAGAAACUGCUAUGAGUAUGUGGAUGGACAGGAUGAGUCCCAAGCCAACUGGAUGAGGUAUGUGAACUGUGCCCGGGAUGAUGAAGAGCAGAACCUGGUAGCCUUUCAAUAUCACAGGAAGAUCUUCUAUCGAACCUGCCGGGUUAUCAGACCAGGUUGUGAGCUUCUGGUCUGGUAUGGGGAUGAGUACGGCCAGGAACUGGGCAUUAAGUGGGGAAGCAAGAUGAAGAAAGGAUUCACAGCAGGAAGAGGACAGAAAUUCAUCCUUGUCUUUUGUGCUCUUUGGCCUUCUCAAGUCAGAAAUUCCUCACUCAACAUGUGGAAUGGAAUCAUCGCACUGAAAUCUUCCCAGGAACGUCUGCAAGAAUAA
Molecule: messenger RNA, 1365 nt
Organism: Mus caroli (Ryukyu mouse)
Lineage: Eukaryota; Metazoa; Chordata; Mammalia; Rodentia; Muridae
Source: RefSeq, a predicted model, not a curated record